This is a messenger RNA of Effrenium voratum, 336 nucleotides long. The record is from the annotation of a GenBank genome assembly. Lineage: Eukaryota; Dinophyceae; Suessiales; Symbiodiniaceae.
AUGGGCGCGGUGGGCUGCCGAAGGUGUGAGGAUGAGGUCUGCACUGGCUUCACCUCGCAAGAUAUGGUGAUCCAGAGGUCCCAAACACUGAUGGACCAGUUGCAGGGCACCUGGGUCCGCAGCGACGGGGUGGAGAUGGGCUUUCUGAGCGACCAGGAGAUGCAGUGGAGCGCUGCCUUCAAGAAGAUGGAGAGCACUAUGGAGGAAGCUGGGCCCUGGCGAGUGCGCUUGAAGUUCAGGGCCACAGGAGAAGUGCAUGAGGGCAAGGUCUUCACGGAAAUGCCUCCGACGAAGAUCGAGUGGAGCGAUGGGGAGAUCUGGCUGCUGGCGGCCUGA